Messenger RNA from Melanotaenia boesemani (Boeseman's rainbowfish), 2502 nucleotides. It is a transcript of the gene rab38a, whose product is annotated as RAB38a, member RAS oncogene family. The transcript has 3 exons. The record is from RefSeq and is a predicted model, not a curated record. Gene Ontology annotation, molecular function: GTP binding; GTPase activity. Gene Ontology annotation, biological process: endosome to lysosome transport; phagosome-lysosome fusion. Gene Ontology annotation, cellular component: phagocytic vesicle; late endosome; trans-Golgi network. Bases 305 to 943 code for a protein of 212 amino acids. NCBI's taxonomy places the organism in Eukaryota, Metazoa, Chordata, Actinopteri, Atheriniformes, Melanotaeniidae.
UAUUGUUGACAAAUAGGCGUGUUGCAUCAUCUUAAUCUUGAAGGAUUUACAUAAAUCUUGUAUGCAGAAUUCCCGCUGUAGUACACCAAAGUCUCUCCCUGGCAUCGGUCGUGCUGCAGUCACAAGGUCCACACGUCUGAGCUCCACUUCCCUCUGCGGGCCAGGGCGUAGCUACCUUUCCUCCCUUCUCAUUCCCAACUCUCUCCACUUCUCACUGCGCCGGCCUGUGUUUCUUCCCCGUUCAUCCUCCGCAUCCUCUCCCUAACGGUGGAUUCAUGCUCAGCUCUCGCCCUCCUCGGUCGCCAUGCAGAACAACCACCACAAGGAGCACCUCUACAAGAUUCUUGUCAUAGGGGACCUCGGGGUUGGCAAAACCAGCAUCAUUAAGCGGUACGUCCACCACAACUUCAGCCCUAACUACCGAGCCACCAUCGGGGUGGACUUCGCGCUCAAAGUCCUCAACUGGGAUCAGGAGACUGUGCGCCUGCAGCUGUGGGACAUCGCAGGUCAGGAGAGGUUUGGAAAUAUGACCCGUGUGUAUUACCGUGAAGCCAUGGGUGCCUUCAUUGUGUUCGAUGUGACACGGCCUGCUUCCUUUGAGGCGGUUACGAAAUGGAAGGAGGACUUGGAUUCCAAACUGACACUUGCCAAUGGAAAACAUGUAGCUACUGUGCUUUUGGCUAACAAAUGUGACCAGGGUCGAGAUGUACUGACCAAUAAUGGAAUUAAGAUGGAGCAAUUUUGCCAGGAGAAUGGCUUUGUGGGAUGGUUCGAGACAUCAGCUAAGGAGAAUAUCAACAUUGACGAGGCAGCCAACUGCUUGGUGAAACACAUCCUUGCAAGUGAGAACGACAUGCUCCAAUCAGACGUUCCUGACACCAUUACCCCUCAGUUAGAUAAGGACAAAGGAGGGACUUGCUCUUCCUGCUUUAGGUCCCAGUAACAGUAAAAACUCAACAGUUGGACGUCCUUCUGUAUCUCAUUUCAAGCAUUGUCAAGUUUGUGUGAAGUGGAAGAAUCAUUCUGGCUUUUUUUCAGAAGGAAGGUACGGGUGCCAGCUCUUUUCCUGUCUGGUAGCUAGGGGGGGAUGACAGAGAGGCAGCUGGCUUAAGAAAUAGGAAACAGUGACAGAAAGAGAGAUGGAUGCAGCUGUGCGCACUUGUCAAAGCCAAGGUCACCCUUUUGGCGACUUCAAGUCUUGACGUUGCCAUUUCGGUUGCUAUGGUGACACAGUUAACGAGCAGAUGCAGGGAGAGUUUGCAGGAAAUCACAGUAUACCAAAGGUCUGUGGAGGUAAUUACAACAUACAAACUACUACAGAUCCCUCUCUUUCUCCCUUUUGUCGCCUCUUUUUCAUGUUUUGUUCCCCAUACAGACAGUAGUAUUAUUUUUCUCCACAUUAAUUUGGGAUAAAGAAAUUUAGAAAAUGUUUUCUUCCAACUUUCUAAAGCAGCCCACCUUCAUUACCAAUUAGACCUUAGCCUCCACACCAUGUAAGGAUGCUUAUGAUCAGGUUUCUUUUGAAUUUUCUAAUCAUCAUUUUUAUUUCACCAAUAAUACUGGCACAACUAAAGCCAUACAUGGGAGAUUAUAUGGAUUUAAAACACCCUUUAUAAUAGAAUCCAUAUUAUUUAAGGAGUUCAACAGAUACACGUAUUAUAUAUUAUUUUUAAGUGCACUUAAAGGUGCCCACGUCUUUUCUCUUUUCGUCACUGCAGUAGAAUUCAACCCAUUGGUAUGGCAAGAUACACUGCCUCUGCAAAAACGAAAUUGCCACCAAAAUCAACGGUCACACACUUUAAUACAUACUCCAAUACUUUGUUGGACCACCUUUCCCUUUGAUUACUGCACAACAUUACUGUGGCAUUGUUUCGAUAAGCUUCUGCAAUGCCACAAGAUUUAUUUCCAUCCACUGUUGCAACAAAUUUUCAACAAGAUCUUGUGUUGAUGGGAGAGUCCUACCACUGUGCAAAGCCUUCUCCAGCACAUCCAAAAAUUCUCAAUGGGCUUCAGGUCUGGACUCUGUGGUGGCCAAUCCAUGUGUGAACAUGAUACCUCAUGCUCCCUGAACCACUCUUUUACAGUUUGAGCCCCAUUAAUCCUGUCAUUCUCAUCUGGAAAUAUGGCUGUGCCAUCAGGGAAUAACUUGAUGCCAGCUGAAAGAUGAUCGCUCAUGCAGUAAUUAAUCAAUAGGAGGCUCGUACCUAUUUGCUUAGUUAAAUCCAGGUGGCAACUUUGUUUUUUGCCAAAUGUAUUUAAAAUUAUAUAAGAAUGAGUGUGUAUUAAAGAAAGCUGUGCUAAAGCACAGACUGCUUUACUUCAGUGGUUUUAUAUUACAUUUCUAUUCCACUGUAAAAUGUUUGUAACGUUUGUAAUUUUGGGAUAAAUGCGAAUGUGGAAACAGCUAUGUACAUAUUAUAUAGAGAAAACUAUGACAGACUGUAGAACCAAAGAUGUAUCCACUUUUAAAAAUAUUCAUAUAAAUAAAAGCUUUACUGCCUU